This is a messenger RNA of Malania oleifera, 2029 nucleotides long. Its product is annotated as peptide chain release factor APG3, chloroplastic. Gene Ontology annotation, biological process: plastid translation; chloroplast organization; thylakoid membrane organization. Bases 498 to 1760 code for a protein of 420 amino acids. Gene Ontology annotation, cellular component: chloroplast. NCBI's taxonomy places the organism in Eukaryota, Viridiplantae, Streptophyta, Magnoliopsida, Santalales, Ximeniaceae. The record is from RefSeq and is a predicted model, not a curated record. Gene Ontology annotation, molecular function: translation release factor activity, codon specific. The transcript has 16 exons.
CCGUUUUGUCACCCAGUUACAGAGCUCCGGACCCUAUCCUCUUCCUCCGACGCAGCCCCACCACCCCUUCCGCCGCCCCCAAAAAUGGCAGCUCAUCUUGAACCUCCUCUCUCCUCCACAAUGCCAAAAUUUCUCAUUUUUCAGUACUUUGCCAAAAUUCCAUGCCCAGAAAGCCGAUUAGUCCCUCUCCGUCUCCGUUGCUCUCUGAACUCACCAAGAAAACACCCCUACGUAGCAUUGUCCUUCCCUCACUGGGUUUUGGCUUUGCUCCUCUGAAAUUUGAUCAAAUUAAACCCUAUCUUCUAUUUUCUCCGUUUGAGUAGAGGCCCGGAGCUACUGCUAGGUCUGUCGCGCAACUGUCUCUCCGGCCUCCAUCAGUUCAUCCUCCUGCCUCAAUGCAACAAGCCGCAGCUACGAGCUCCAUUCCUGUGAUUUGAAGCCUUUAUUUCUUCUUCUUAGUUUUUCCAAGCUCAAGAUAUCGUAAAAUUCUCGAGCAAAUGGCGGCGAUGAAUAGCUUAACAACGAGUUUCGGCGCUCAAUUCUUUACAAGUUCGAACCAGUUUUCUGUCAAACGAUGUUUCUUCAACAGAAUGAGAAAAUCUCUGCUCUUUCGACCUUUACCAAGCUACAAUAUUGCUCCAAGAAUCGUUUGCAUGGCGGAGCCCUAUUUAAUAACAAAGUUGGAAUCUGCUGAGAAAACAUGGAAAGAAUUAUCGGUUAAGUUGGCUGACCCAGAUAUUCUCUCAAAUCCCAGUGAAUAUAGAAAGCUAACACAAUCAAUGGCAGACUUGGAUGAGGUCGUGUCAAACUUCAAGAGGUUUAAGGAUUGUGAGAAACAAUUAGAAGAAGCAAAAGCUUUAGCAAAGGAUGAUGGCAGUGAUGAAGAUAUGGCUGAGAUGAUAGCUUAUGAAAUUGAAGCUUUAUCCAAUCAACUUAAAGAGCUCGAGGAAAAACUUAAGGUACUGCUGCUACCUAGUGAUCCUCUUGAUUCAAGAAAUAUAUUACUUGAAGUGAGGGCAGGUACUGGUGGUGAUGAGGCUGGACUAUGGGCUGGUGAUCUUGUACGUAUGUAUCAGAAAUACUGUGAGCGUAGUUCUUGGAAGUAUGCCCCUAUUUCCAGUUCUGAGGCUGAAAUGGGGGGAUUCAAAACAUGUGUAAUGGAGGUGAAAGGAAGUCGUGUCUAUAGUAAACUGAAGUAUGAGUCUGGUGUCCAUCGGGUUCAGCGUGUUCCUCGAACAGAAACUCAAGGCCGUGUGCACACUUCUACUGCUACUGUGGCAAUUAUGCCAGAGGCAGAUGAAGUUGAGGUGGUAAUUGAUCCAAAAGACAUUGAACUUACAACAACACGGUCUGGUGGUGCUGGAGGGCAGAAUGUCAACAAGGUGGAGACUGCUGUUGAUCUUUUUCAUAAACCAACUGGAAUCCGUAUCUUUUGUACUGAAGAAAGGACUCAAAUUCAAAACAAAAAUCGAGCCUUUCAGUUGUUGCGAGCGAAAUUGUACGAGAUUAAAGUAAGAGAGCAACAAGAAUUGAUACGUAAUCAACGAAAAUCACAGGUUGGCACUGGUGCUCGUGCAGAAAAGAUUCGAACAUACAAUUAUAAGGACAAUAGAGUUACUGACCAUCGGUUAAAGAUGAACUUUGAACUGACUUCUUUUCUGGAAGGUGAUGUUGAGACAGCUAUUCAGUCCUGUGUUGCUAUGGAGCAGAAGGAACUCUUGGAAGAACUGGUAGGGUCUAUAAGCACACCAUCUGGCUGAUAACCAACACCUGGUCGCAAUCUUUCUUUCUUUCUUUAUUUUAUUUUUUAAAAGUUGGGGUCAUUGCAAAGAAAUUGUGGCCGUCUCUUGUGCUUUUGUGGAAUUACAAUUAUGGCAGUCCACCACAAUGGCGGUUGGUUGCAUUGUUACCUUCAGUGGUGUAUAUAUAAUGGUAAAUUUUGCAGUAAGAUGGCUGAUUUUAUUUACAUAUGAGCCAUGCACAUUUGGAAAAUUUUGGUGAAGCAACAAAAGAAAUUAUGAUUUGUAAA